CUAUUAAUACUCUACAGUGCGUGAGAUACAGCCGAAGCUACUCUCAGCAAGCAAUGUGAUCGAUAAAAAGAUAUUGGAGGGCUAUCACAGCACUUCAGGCCCAAUGAUCAGCAGUGGGAAGAUCGGCUGCUGACGUCAUUGCUGGAAAAUCUUGCAAUCGGCCUGAUUGGCAUCUCCGAUCAGGCGCUUUCAAUCCGACGAGAUGCAGUCUGAUGCAGUGGCUGGAGGCGCAAUCUGCCCGGCCAAUGAAUUCGAGCAACGGAGGACAGAGCAAAGCGAGCAAAAUUUGAUAGGUCAUGCGUCCGCUUGGCUGUUCUGAUCAUGGGUUAGUGCUGAAAAUCCUCUCCCUCGAUCGCUCUCUUCUUGUUCUAUUGUUGUCUAGCUCGUUGAUUCUGACUGACGCGGAUUCGACAAGAGCGAUCGAUAAAUCGUAAGGGAUGACAACAGCCGUCUUCAAUAAUUGCGAUACGAACCCCAGAUAUCCUAUCAAGGAGGGGAGCCUCAGCUUAUUGUUUGCGUCCGCGGUAUAUAGCAGCCAGCGGAAUUAACUCCUUGCAAUCUAUAACUCGGAUUCCCUCUCUCUCCCACCCCAUGCUUCCGACACUGGAAAUCCUGACGAUCAUCGCGGACGGGCUUCGCGGUGUGCGACUAGACUUUGGCGUGAACGUCAACUUCGAGGACCGCUACCACCUCGUGCGCAUGGAGCUCAUCCGGAUGACGUUCGCGCUCGAGAAGCAGCGGCGCGAGUGGCUGCCCGCGGAGCGGCGGGAGGUGUUUCGUAAGGAGUAUUCUAGGAUUUCUCGCGACUUGUCGGACUGGCGCCAGCGAAGGCCAUCCGCGUCGUUUGGCGGUGCGCGGGCGAGGAGGGCUGAGGCGAAGCGAAUGUUCCACCAAGCGCGUGAUUUGCGGAUGCAGGUGGAGAGGGAAGUCAUGGAUGCAUUGUGGAGGCAGCAGCAGCAGCAAUUGGCAUCACGGUCGAGUGUAGAAACAGAGGAAUCAUCCAUUCCUUUAUAGAUCUUCCUCGAUAUGCUCAUCUUGUAUUCGUUUCGUCGUCUGCUUCAUUUCGUACAGUGUGCAAUUGGCAUUUGUAUCAUUAUUAUCCGCCGCAUUGAAAUAAGGAUGUCCCCCAGGCUGAGAGGGAAAGGAAUUGAAUUAAAAUUUGCUCAAAAUACCAAGAAAAG
Molecule: messenger RNA, 1181 nt
Organism: Mycena citricolor
Lineage: Eukaryota; Fungi; Basidiomycota; Agaricomycetes; Agaricales; Mycenaceae
Source: the annotation of a GenBank genome assembly